Molecule: messenger RNA, 916 nt
Organism: Cuscuta campestris
Lineage: Eukaryota; Viridiplantae; Streptophyta; Magnoliopsida; Solanales; Convolvulaceae
Source: the annotation of a GenBank genome assembly
CCAGGCAGAUGGGGAGUGAGAUGCGGAUGUUGUACAUCGGGUUGGAGUGGCUUGGGCCAAAUGGCGGUUAGCUUCAGGAGUGUUGUGUGAUCCGAAGAUUUCGCCUAGAAUGAAAGGUAAGUUCUAUCGAUCCGUAGUCAGACCUGCUAUGUUAUAUGGGGCAGAGUGUUGGGCGGUUAAGAAGACUCAUGUGCGUCAUCUGAAUGCGGCGGAGAUGCGGAUGUUACGAUGGAUGUGUGGGAAGACAAGGUUAGAUAGGAUUUCGAACGAAGUUAUCCAACGUCAGGUAGGCAUGGCACCGAUGGAAGACAAGUUGUGGGAAGCGAGGUUGAGAUGGUUUGGCCAUGUGAGACGGCGGGAUGUUGACGCCCAUGUACGGAGAUGCGAGAGUAUUACGGUUAUCGGGGGAAGUAGGGGAAGGGGUAGACCUAGGAAGAAUUGGAAGGAGAUGAUUAGGCAGGAUUUAGGACUCCUCGAGCUGACUGAGGAUAUGGCCCUAGAUAGGAACCUUUGGAAAACUAGGAUUAGAGUAGCUGGAUAUGAGCUCGGUGUUGUAGAGGUGGAGCCGGGGGUUUCUUGGAAACAGCCUCCCUACUUCCGAGUAGGGGCAAGGUCUGCGUACACACACCCUCCCCAGACCCUACUGUUGUGGGAUUCAACUGGGUUGUUGUUGUUGUCCUUAACAUAGAGUCGUCAGAACGUGUUCACUCCAUGGAAAAAGCGUUAUCUAAACCAAGCCCAAUAUACCCGAUAAUAAUUCAAUCUAAUUCCAGCCCAAAAGGCCUAAGGCCAUCUCCAAUGGGAUGCCCAAAAGAGAUGCUAGGAGGAGAGAGAGUGAGAUGUUCGUGGAUGCUAUUAUUGUAGAUAGAUGCCCAAUAAAGAUGCUCAAAGAGAAAAAUGAAAGGAAGAUGCUUGG